Messenger RNA from Doryrhamphus excisus (bluestripe pipefish), 1791 nucleotides. It is a transcript of the gene rsph4a, whose product is annotated as radial spoke head component 4A. The record is from RefSeq and is a predicted model, not a curated record. Gene Ontology annotation, cellular component: axoneme; radial spoke. NCBI's taxonomy places the organism in Eukaryota, Metazoa, Chordata, Actinopteri, Syngnathiformes, Syngnathidae. Gene Ontology annotation, biological process: axoneme assembly; cilium movement involved in cell motility; cilium assembly.
ACGUCACGUUUGUCCGUUAGCACUUAAACUCGAGCGGUGCCACUCCGCGAAGAACCAAAGUGGGCUAAAGCGUAUCUGGUUCCUUAGUUAUUAAGUCAUCCAGUUGAUUAGGUCCGCUUCAAGGAACUUCAAGUGGAGGAAGCAUGGAUGGAACACUGCAGGUUAGCCAGCAGGCGGCUGCUUCCUUCAAAGCUUUCCUCAUGAAGAGCAGCAGCAAAAGCAACUUAAACCUAUACGACCACCUGUCCCGGCUGCUGAUGCGAGUGAUCGAAGAGCGUCCACAUGAUGUGGUGGACGUAAUCGAAGACCUGAGCCAUGACGUCAAGCUGCGAAUGUACGAGGAUACGCAGAGCAACCUCCAAGACCUCCAGCAGACCACUGCCGCAGAGGAACUGGCCGAGCAGCAGCGAGUUCUGUUUGUCCGACCUGAGGACGCCGAACAUGAAUACGAACUGAUGGAAUCUUCUCUCCCUAAUGUGAGUGAGAUCGCUUACUUCUUGGAGCAGGCUGGAGUGGGUUUGGGCCGGGAGGAGAUGCAGAGGGUCUUCCUGGCCCUCAAGCAGCUGGUGGCGUCCAAUCCCAUGCAGCGCUGCCGGCUGUGGGGCAAGAUUCUUGGCACAGAGAAGAACUAUAUCAUCGCUGAGGCCGAGUUUGAGGGAGAGGAAGAGGAUGAGGAAGCGGAGGAAGCUGCUGAAGAUGAGUCCAGGGAGAUCGACCCCAAGGAUAAAGAGAACGAGAUGGAUCCACUUCCUCAGUCUACCUACAAACCACCCCCCGUGGUACCCAAGGAGCCCAAAGGAACGGGUGCUAACAAGUUUGUCUACUAUGUGUGCAACGAGCCCGGCCUGCCUUGGUCCAAGCUGCCUUCGGUCACACCCGCACAGAUCACCAUAGCUCGGCAAAUUCGCAAAUUCUUCACUGGGAGGCUGGACAAUCCCAUUGUGAGCUACCCGCCGUUCCCUGGGAAUGAAGCCAACUACCUGAGAGCGCAGCUCGCUCGCAUCUCGGCCGGCACUCAGAUCAGCCCGCAAGGCUUCUACCAGGCCAUUGAGGAGGAAGGGGUCGAGGAGGAAGGAGCUUCCGAGGACGGAAUUGAAGAGAAUCCAGAAUUUGAGGGCGUUCCAGUCAGCGAGUUGGUGGAGUCUUUGUCCUCUUGGGUGCAUCACACUCAACACAUCCUGCAGCAGGGCCGUUGCACCUGGGUGAACCUGGCGGUGAAAACAGAAGAUGAGGAAAAUGAGGAUGAUGAGGAGAUAGAAGAGGACCCUGAUGAGCCCGAGCCCGAGGUCGGACCCCCUCUGCUAACACCCCUCUCACAGGAUGCAGAAAUAUUCGACACUCCUCCAUGGAGCUCUAGCCUGUCUUCCACGCUCACCGCCCAGCAUGCCAUAGCUGUCAUGCGCUCCAACUGCUGGCCUGGAGCGUGUGCAUAUGCUCAUGGAAAGAAGUUUGAGAACAUUUAUGUCGGCUGGGGGCUGAAGUAUCCAGGGGAUGGCUAUAGCCCUCUUCUACCCCCACCACCUCAGAACGAGUACCCCAGUGCGCCUGAGAUCACAGAGGAUGUGGACCCCACUGUGGAGGAGGAGCAGGCGCUGCAAGACGCUUUGGACGAGAAACAGGCCGCAGAGGAGGCAGAAGAAGGAGACUCGGAUGAGGAACAGGAUGAAGACGAUGAUUAAAUUCAAAUAAAUGUAAUAAUUGAAGAUAAAUAUGAUCUGAAAGUGGUGCUCAAUUUUACACAUGCAAAUAUAUGUUAUGUCAGGCUCUAUGACUUUUUUCCCCAAAAUAAUC